ACUAAUACUAAAAUAUUUUAUUAAAUUAUUUAAAAAUUAGAAGAUGGGUAGAAUUUUAAAAAGAAUAUUUAAAGGAAAAGAAUAUAGAAUUAUUUUUUGUGGACUUGAUUUCGCAGGAAAGUCAAGUCUCCUUUACAAAAUGAAAUUUGAUUUAAUUACCACCAUUGACCCAACCAUUGGAUUCAACGUCGAGAAAAUCCAUAGAAAUAAAAAGAAAUAUAAAAUUUGGGAUUUAGGUGGCCAAUAUAAUCUAAGACAACUUUGGAAAUACUAUUUCCUAAACUGCAAUGCCCUAGUAUUCGUAAUCGACUCCUCGGACCGUGAGCGUAUAGACGAAGCCAAAGAAGAAUUUGAUAAACUUAUGACCCAAGACGAACUCAAAGGAAUUUCAUUUCUUAUAUAUGCCAACAAACAAGAUAUCAACGGUGCAAUGUCCUGUGAUGAAAUUAUAAACAAAUUAAGUCUACACAAAUUAAACGAUAGAAAAUGGCACAUCCAGCCACUAGUAGCGAUCAGGGGCGAUGGCAUUGAAGAAGGUUUAGAUUGGAUAUCAAGAUCAGUAUAAAAAAAAUAAAAAAAAAUCUUGUAAAAUUAAAAAAAAAGAAAAUAUUGUAAAACUAAAUAAAAUUAAAAAAAAAAGUUAAAUUUUUGAUUAAUUUAAUUUUAAAUUUAAAUUU
Messenger RNA from Dictyostelium purpureum, 677 nucleotides. RefSeq lists its product as uncharacterized. The record is from RefSeq and is a predicted model, not a curated record. Gene Ontology annotation, biological process: intracellular protein transport; vesicle-mediated transport. The coding region runs from base 44 to 565 and encodes 173 amino acids. Lineage: Eukaryota; Evosea; Eumycetozoa; Dictyosteliales; Dictyosteliaceae. The transcript has a single exon. Gene Ontology annotation, molecular function: GTP binding; GTPase activity. Gene Ontology annotation, cellular component: plasma membrane; cytoplasm.